UGGCACGCAAAACGAAGCUGGGGCGUGGUCAGAGGAAUUGAAGCGCCGCCGGUCGCCGCUUAUGGUCUCGGGUAUUUGUAGGGGUGCCGGUUACGUCAUGGCGCGAUUUAAGUUUAUCGAUAUUGGUAUCAACUUCACUGAUCCAAUGUUUCGUGGAAUUUACAGAGGAACCCAAAAACACCAAGAUGACUUUCAGCAAGUUGUAGAAAGAGCCACAAAAAUAGGUAUUGAUAAGUUCAUAAUCACAGGUGGAUGCCUUCAGGAUAGUAAGGAAGCGUUGCAGUUGGCACAAACAAAUGAUGCAUUUUACAGUACUGUAGGUUGCCACCCAACUAGGUGUACGGAGUUUGAACAGAAUGGUUCCAGUCCAUAUCUUUCUGAGCUGAGAAACCUAUUGGAAGAAAACAAAAACAAAGUAGUCGCCGUAGGGGAAUGUGGACUUGAUUUUGAUCGACUUCAGUUUUGUCCCAAAGAUGUUCAGCUGAUGUAUUUUGAAAAGCAGUUUCAAUUGACAGAAGAAACCAAACUUCCUAUGUUUCUUCACUGCAGAAAUUCACAUCAGGAAUUUAUAGAUAUAAUAAAAAGGAACCGGGACCGAUUCAGUGGUGGUGUGGUCCAUUCAUUUGAUGGCACCAAAGAAGAAGCAGCUGCCAUUAUAGAUCUAGACCUUUACAUUGGUAUAAAUGGUUGCUCCUUGAAAACUGAAGAUAACCUUGAGGCAAUGAAGUCAAUACCCAGCGAACGGCUAAUGAUAGAAACAGAUGCUCCAUGGUGUGGUGUGAAGAAUACACAUGCUGGUUCAAAACAUAUCAGAACAACCUUCCCAACUAAGAAGAAGUGGGAAAGUGGACAUUGUCUGAAAGACAGAAACGAGCCCUGCCACAUCAUUCAGGUGUUGGAAAUCAUGGCUGCAGUGAGAGAUGAAGAUCCCUAUGACCUGGCGAACACCAUGUACAACAAUACUCUAAAGGUGUUUUUUCCCAGAAGCUGAGCUGGAUUCAUAUUAUCAAAAGCAAGCAGGAUGUAAAGGUUACAGUUUACAAAAACUACUCUGGCAUUUCAGAAUGUUCAUUACAAAGUUAACAAUGUCUUCAGUUUAAAAUCAUUUCUUAUCUUCUGUGGCAAAUGUAAAGUUUAAAAAUAAUAUUGAAAUAAAUGUUAACAUUAUACAGUU
Messenger RNA from Polypterus senegalus (gray bichir), 1174 nucleotides. RefSeq names its product TatD DNase domain containing 1 (gene tatdn1). The coding region runs from base 62 to 991 and encodes 309 amino acids. Lineage: Eukaryota; Metazoa; Chordata; Cladistia; Polypteriformes; Polypteridae. Gene Ontology annotation, molecular function: 3'-5'-DNA exonuclease activity. The transcript is spliced from 12 exons. Gene Ontology annotation, cellular component: cytosol. The record is from RefSeq and is a predicted model, not a curated record.